UACAAAGCUCAACUCCAGCAAGUUGAAGCUGCAUUGUCUGGAAAUGGAGAAAAUGAAGAUUUAUUAAAACUAAAGAAAGAUUUACAAUGGCUCUCUGCAUCCCCGAAACACCUUCCUUCAGUAAGCAGAGUGCUUGAGUGCAUCCCUUUUGACCUGCUGAUAUGUAGAUCACAACAUCUGAUGCUUCCUGGAAUUGCCGAUUACUGUAACUGCUGCCCAUCUGUCAAUGAAGGAGCAGUUUCAGAACUCAGACUUGGGGGAGGAAAAGUAAUUAAUGGAAGUUAUAGAACUAACCAAAGAUCUUCUGUCAACUCAACCUUCAGAAACUCUUGCAAGUUCAGACUGUUUUGCUUCUGCUCAGCCUACUCAUUCAUGGAAAGUAGGGGACAAGUGUAUGGCAGUCUGGAGUGAAGAUGGACAGUGUUAUGAAGCGGAGAUUGAGGAGAUAGAUGAAGAAAACGGCACCGCUGCGAUCACCUUUGCUGGCUAUGGCAAUGCUGAAGUGACUCCACUGUUGAACCUCAAGCCUGUAGAGGAAGGAAGGAAGGCGAAGGAGGACAGUGGCAGCAAACCCAUGUCAAAAAAAGAAAUGAUUGCCCAGCAGCGUGAAUAUAAAAAGAAGAAAGCUUUGAAAAAAGCACAGAGAAUAAAAGAACUCGAGCAGGAGCGAGAGGACCAGAAAGUGAAAUGGCAGCAGUUUAACAACAGAGCCUAUUCUAAAAACAAAAAAGGCCAGGUAAAGAGGAGUAUUUUUGCUUCACCUGAGAGCGUAACUGGCAAAGUUGGAGUAGGAACUUGUGGAAUUGCUGAUAAACCUAUGACACAGUAUCAAGAUACCUCUAAAUACAAUGUCAGGCAUUUGAUGCCUCAAUAAUCAGAAAAACUGUUGGAUUUCAUCUCUGCAGGGCUUUACAUUUACCUUUUUAUCCUUAUAUUUUUCUAAAGGUAAAUUAUUUGUUAGAUGAGUAAGGAAGAUACCUUGUCAUUGUUUGACUUCAAUAGAAUGAAACUUGAAGAAAUUGCAUAUUUGAUCAUUGCUAUUCAUUUAACUUUCUUCAUUACUACCACCACCACCACCACCACAGUUUCCUCAGUUUGUUGGGUAGAGCAACUCUUCUAGAAAGAUGCUGCUUAAAUAAAGCACUUAAUGAAUUGUUGAUCUUCCUAAUAUCGCCCCCACUUAACCUGAUGGCAUAUGUUUUUUGUAAAGUCCUAACCUGGAACUUUCAAAACCUUUGAACUUGCCACAUAUUCUAGCAAUUCAGUGGAACAUCAAGGCAAAACACCAAACUUCUACAGAGAUCAUUUUUUUCCUUAUCUUAAAUUUAGCUAUUGGCCAGUUAAACCUAAAAAUAGAUUAAUUUCUAAAUGGCAAAGUCUGUUUUGAGGUUUUUCCUUUUUAACUUGUUUCCCAAGCCAUCUCUAAAAUUGAUCCAGCCCUUUUAUUCUUUUCAUUAAGUUUUAGUUUUAUGUAAGAAACCACAUUUAGGACCAGCUGCCUUUUCUAAUGUCUUUCUCCCCCUCCCCCCCACCUCUUUUUUAUACAUUUGCUCUUUUUCCUGUGUUGGUUUUUCACUUACGGUAGUGGUAUCAUUUUUUUGGAUGUGAAAUGUUUAUAUGAGAAAACAAAAAGCUGAUGUAUAGCCAGCCCUGUAUACAGUGUAGAUACUAUUUUUGUAAAAAAACAAAAAAAACAUAAAGCAAGGCUAAAUUAAUGAACAAGAGUACUGAAUGUUUCAUCAUUAAAAAUUUACUGUAUUUCUUGUGCAUUAAUCUGACCAUAAUUUCCCCUGUACAUUAUGUUCAUGUUAGCUGAAUUUGGAAUUUUUGUUAACUAGAUCAAGUUGUCAGCAUUUCCUGGUGUAAGUGAACAUCACAGUUAUCCUGAGUUGAGUUUAAGCCAAAUAUAUGCGUAGCAAAGGAUCUUCCUAUUAAUGGAAGAUGGUGAUUUUUUAGGAUGUGUUAAUUUCAGUUUUUGUAUGUUUAACUUUUAUUAAAUAAAAUGUUUUUAAAAUCUUCA
This is a messenger RNA of Artibeus jamaicensis (Jamaican fruit-eating bat), 2020 nucleotides long. It is a transcript of the gene SMNDC1, whose product is annotated as survival motor neuron domain containing 1. The coding region runs from base 275 to 874 and encodes 199 amino acids. Gene Ontology annotation, molecular function: RNA binding. NCBI's taxonomy places the organism in Eukaryota, Metazoa, Chordata, Mammalia, Chiroptera, Phyllostomidae. Gene Ontology annotation, biological process: mRNA processing; regulation of alternative mRNA splicing, via spliceosome. Gene Ontology annotation, cellular component: precatalytic spliceosome; cytoplasm; nucleus. The record is from RefSeq and is a predicted model, not a curated record. The transcript has 6 exons.